Molecule: messenger RNA, 660 nt
Organism: Paramecium sonneborni
Lineage: Eukaryota; Ciliophora; Oligohymenophorea; Peniculida; Parameciidae
Source: the annotation of a GenBank genome assembly
AUGAAGAAAGUCAAACAAGGAGACUUUAAUUUUGCUUCAAGAGCUUAAAAAAUAGAUAAACUCGAGUUCCCAUAAUCUACUGAAGAACGCUUUAUUGUUAAGGCUAAUAAAGAUGUAUUUAUGACUGUUUUUUCAAUUUUAGGGAGUUGGAUUCUAAUGGAAAACUUAUGAUGAAAAAUUAUUAGGUAGAAACAUAGAUAAAUAAACUUUUGAUAAUACUGUGGCUGAAGCUACUCGUAUCUGUCGAAAUUUAUGGAGAGAAAAACAAAGAGAAGAACAUAAAGAUCCUACUAAAGCUUAUUAACCACUUCUCUAUGUUUCAGUUUUCUUGAUUCUUCUAGCUUUUGUAUUUCUUUUAGUCUUAAUAUAUGGAAAUAGAGAUAAAUUAGCAUUACUAUAUGUUGCAGUAGCUAUUCUAUGUUUAGCUGCAUGUAUUUUUUUAGUAUUAUUUAGUGCUUACUUUAAUUGUUGUUGCGAAGACUUGGAGUUUAGAACCUUAAUUUAUGGAUUUAGAAAAAGUAUAACUCAAUAAAGUGACUGAAUAUUUAAACAAUUAAAAUUCACAAAUUUAUCAAGCUAAAGGAUAUAAAUGGUAAGUCGAACCCAAUCUUUAUUGGAUUGAAUUAGUUUCCAUUUGAUUAAUUAUAAAAUAUAUGCUAG